CAAACCGGUACGUCCGGCUCCGUCUCUCGGAGGAGAAGCUGGCACAUAUUUGUGCUGUGGGUCCAGAAGAGGUUUUUCAGUCCUGCCAGCCGCCGUGACAGGAGAUCAAACCCUCCGGUGUCGGACGAGGACCACAGCUGGUCAUCCACUGAACAGACUUGGAUUACGUGACUUCCCAACCUGCAUCUCUUUCCUCCCAGACGUCAUCAUGAGUAAGUUGGUGAUCUCCCAACCUCAGCCCGUCAUGGAGUCCCGGGAGUCCCAGGAGUGGAGCUCGGGGGUGUGCGACUGCUUCCAGGACGUCCCCCAGUGCUGCUUCGCGUUCUGGUGUUUCCCCUGUUUCGCCUGCAUCAACUCCAGGAAGUUUGGCGAGGCUCUCUGCCUCCCCCUGCUGGAGAUGUUCUUCGGAGGCAGCAUCCCGCCCAUCACCUUGGCCACCAGGGUCUCCAUGCGACACAGAUAUGGCAUCAAAGGAACCAUCUGUGUGGACUGCGUUUACUCCACCUUCUGCACGCCGUGCGUCUGGUGCCAGAUGGCCCGCGAGAUGAAGAGAAGAGAGAUUUCAGUCGUAAUGAUCAACGCCAAAACCACAUGACCUCAACGCCACAGCAGCCAGGAAACGAGAAACAGAAGACUUUUAAUGAAGGAACUUUAGCGUCGGAAGCAGAAUUUGAUCAUGACUAUGUCAUAAAAAUGCAGCAGAACCAAGAAAAUCUCUUUUCAGAUGAACUGAUUAGUUAAAAAAAAAGAAACAAUAAGCUUUUAAAAAAAAUGAAAUGUUUUGAUUUAUUUUUUCAUCAAUUUAAAAUAAAGAAGCAAAAACCAAA
Oryzias melastigma (Indian medaka) is the source of this 827-nucleotide messenger RNA. RefSeq names its product cornifelin homolog B. NCBI's taxonomy places the organism in Eukaryota, Metazoa, Chordata, Actinopteri, Beloniformes, Adrianichthyidae. The transcript has 4 exons. The record is from RefSeq and is a predicted model, not a curated record. Bases 209 to 595 code for a protein of 128 amino acids.